AUGCCUAGAAACAGAACUCAGUCGCCCAGCGGCGCUGCUCGGUCUCCCUCAAGGAGCAACCAACAGUCGCGCCGGCUGCUCGCCCUGCGCCUCUGGAGCCUCGACCAGGCCAGGAAGCAUGUUGUCGUAGCUGCGGAAGCCAUCGACGAAGCCAUCAAGGACUACAUGGCCAGCCAGCUUGCCGGAUCCCAACCCAGUGCUGACGACGUGGAUGUCAUCCACGCGGCCGUCCGGCUCCUUGAGCAGGCCGUACCGCGCAUCGCGCGCAACACAUCCGACAUCCCUGCUCCUACUGGGACCGUCAACGCAUCCCCUGAGCAAGAUCAGCCUGGAAUUGAUUCCGCCGGCGAAGACGGCGACGUGAAUAUGGACAUGUCUGAUGAGGAAGAGUCAUCAGACUCAGACAUCUUAUCCCUAGCCGGCAUUCCCGAAAGCGCCACGCUCGAGGACGAGGUGCCCUCAAGCGACGAAGAUGACCCAAUACCUCACGAUUUUGACUUAUCCAACACGAACGAGCCUAUCCGAGAAAGAGACGAAAUCAAUGGGGUCUCUUCUGAGGCGGACGAAGCCUCCGGCGAAGAUGACGCACAGUACGCACAGGAAACACAGGACACACAGGACGCACAGGACGUCCAUAUGAUCUCUUCCGAUUCCGAGGAAUAUGAACCAUACAUGUCAUCUUCCGACGAUUCGGACGAGUCCCAAGUUCGCGUCGACCAAAUAGCCGUGAGGCGGUCCAUGGCACAGGCGGCAGCGGCGGCAAACGCAGAAGCACUGAGACAUCAGGGGUAUCGGCAGCAGCCGCAACAACAGCCGCAGCAACAACAGCAGCAACAACAGCAACAACAGCGCCAGACCGCGGCCCCCGCCAGGGAUCAGGCGAAUUCCGUCGUGCCUAUCCGGAUUCAGAUCCAAAGUGCGCAGCAUCAAAACCGGCCAGGACAACCCCUCGUCGUGGGCGACUUCGGCAGUACAUGUACAUCAAGCCAGAAUCAGCUGCCUAUUCAGAAUGAGCAGCAGCAGCAGCAACAGCAUCAGCAACGCCAAUGCGCGGCCGCCGCCAGGGGACAGGCGCAUUUCGUCGACCUUGUCCGGGAUCAACAAGGACGGCCCCAACUGGCGCAGCAGCAGCUCCCGCCAGGACAACCCCUCGUCGUGAACAGCUCCGGCGGCACGUCAACCUUGAAUGAGGCGUCUUCGUCUGCGCCUGUGCAGAGCUAUUGGGAGCGGAUAAUGUACCACCACGAGCAGCAGAUGCAGCGGCUAUAUCCGUUCAUCUCGGACUCUCCCUGCUAUUGCCAGGUAUGCCACCGCUUCCAGCAGCAGCACCAGCGGUACGUGGAGGAGGUUUGGGGGCACCCGGUGAACCAGCAGCAGUACACGGGGUAUCAGCCGCACGGGGGGUAUCAACAGCGAUAUCAGGAGUGGCCCUCCCAGCAGCACCACCACCACCACCAGCAGCAGCAGCAGCAGCAGCAGCCUCUCAACCCACCUCAGGAGCUCCAGCUGCCUCCUAUCAACCGACCUCAGGGGUUCCAGCUGCCUCAUCUCAACCCGCCUCAGGGGCUCCAGCAGCAGCCAGCCAACAACCCCUAUCCGCAGCCCAGUCAGGAUGUCGGGCAGAACACAGACGAUGCGUCGAGGUCCCAGCGGCGGCAGUGA
Messenger RNA from Diaporthe amygdali, 1662 nucleotides. RefSeq lists its product as uncharacterized. The transcript has 2 exons. The record is from RefSeq and is a predicted model, not a curated record. NCBI's taxonomy places the organism in Eukaryota, Fungi, Ascomycota, Sordariomycetes, Diaporthales, Diaporthaceae. The coding region runs from base 1 to 1662 and encodes 553 amino acids.